Messenger RNA from Angiostrongylus costaricensis, 570 nucleotides. The record is from the annotation of a GenBank genome assembly. Lineage: Eukaryota; Metazoa; Nematoda; Chromadorea; Rhabditida; Metastrongylidae.
AUGAAAAUCUCACAAGGUGGGUUCAACUUUCCUGAACUUUUUGUGAUGGAAAUCUCACCGUUUCUUAUCCUGUUAUGUUGUAACAGACAACCAUUCUUUGAAUUCGUAGCGUCACGUUUAUCAGUUAUAUGCUAUAUUAUUCAUAUUUUCCCGUUCUUUAUUUCCUUCCAUUUUGUGCGGUUCUCGUUGCACAGGUUUUGGUGUUAUUUUCCCUUUGUCAGGGCCGUUUCGCCAGCAGACGUAUGCUGCGGAUCGUCUGCAUUCGAUGGAGGUCGCCAACAGAUUUGUUGUUUGUUAUUGAUAAACUCUUACCACUUAUUUUCGGUGUUCGAUAGAAGUCAAGCAGAUUCAUGUUGUGCUUACAACAAUGGCACAAGCGUCGAAUAUCUAUCACGAACGCAUUUCUGUUGUAAUGGUGCCGUUCCGAAAGGAGCCGGACGCGGUUGUUGUUAUUUACGAGUGAACGAAACGCUGUCAGCCGAAUCAUACAACAUCAAAACCGAAUGUUGUCGGUAUCCAUACGAUGCUAUUUAUCCGAAACUGAAAGGUAGCUGUGUUGAUAUAUCGUAG